Molecule: messenger RNA, 597 nt
Organism: Knipowitschia caucasica
Lineage: Eukaryota; Metazoa; Chordata; Actinopteri; Gobiiformes; Gobiidae
Source: the annotation of a GenBank genome assembly
AUGCGGGACGUCCCGACCAUGGACUCGAACAUGGACUACACAACCUUGGUUCUGUCCCAGUGCAGGAGUAUCAAAUGCAAGGUCCCAGUUACUGUAGUCCUGAAGAACCACUGCUCUCAGCUGGGACAGAGGCUCCAACAUGUGGAGGAGAUGGUCCAGGCGCUGCAGCACAGGCCGUCCAGCUCCAUAACUCCACAGGUGGGCGGGGCUCUGCAGAGUCUCUACACCACCCUCAUGAGUGCUGACAGCCUGCUGCAGAAGUGCUCCGUGAAACAAGACCAAGUGAAAAAAUCAAAGUACAAGAGUGAGUUCACCUCCCUGAACCGGCUCAUCGAGAACUCUGUGAGAAUCCUGGCCACGGUCCCGCAUGUCAGCCAUGCCCCCGUCUCCCAGGGGGGGGGCUACACGGUGGAGGAGGUGGAUGAAGACUCGGACGAGGACGAUGACCUCAUGCUGAUGCCGUACGCUUCAGGUCGGGCUGUGACUGCGGCCCAGAACCCCUUCCUGAACGCCCAGGCCAGCUUGGAGUACGAGUCGGUGGUGCUGGUGGAGAACGGCCUGGUGAUCUGUGCAGAACGAAUCACUGGACGGUUUUAA